This is a messenger RNA of Bufo bufo (common toad), 654 nucleotides long. It is a transcript of the gene NXNL1, whose product is annotated as nucleoredoxin like 1. The record is from RefSeq and is a predicted model, not a curated record. Gene Ontology annotation, cellular component: mitochondrion. Gene Ontology annotation, biological process: photoreceptor cell maintenance. Bases 1 to 654 code for a protein of 217 amino acids. The transcript is spliced from 2 exons. Lineage: Eukaryota; Metazoa; Chordata; Amphibia; Anura; Bufonidae.
AUGGCUGAAUUAUUUCUAGGCAAAGUUUUGAUAAAAAAUAACAGUGAUCAGGACGAGUUGGACACUGAGCGAGAGGUUUGGAAGAUACUGGAAAAUCGUAUUCUGCUUUUGUACUUUGCCGAGUCAGGAUGUCCACGCUGCCAGGAGUUUGCACCACGCUUAAAGGAAUUCUUUACCAAACUGACUGAUGAGUUCUACGUGAACCGAGCUUCCCAGCUGGCACUGGUUUAUGUGACCCUAGACCGCACUGAGGAGGAGCAUGACAACUUCAUAAAGGACAUGCCAAAGCGGUGGUUAUUGGUCCCUUUUGAAGAUGAAGAGUUUAGAAGGGAACUGGAAGUUCAGUUCUCAGUUUCUGAAGUACCAGUCCUUGUAGUCCUGAAGCCGUCUGGACAGAUCAUCUCUCCGAAUGCAGUGGAUGAAGUGGUUCGCCUAGGACCUCCAUGCUUCAAGAAUUGGCAGGAAGUGUCUGAAAUAAUUGACAGAAGUUUCCUUCUUCCAGAGUUCAGUGACUCAACACCUUCAAGGAGUGUCAGCGAACCUAUCCGUAGAAUAAAAUACAAAGUAGAGAGCAACAAGAAGGAGAAGGUGCGGCCUGGAAGGGACGAUGAUGAUGAUGAUGGAGGUGGUGGAGGAGGAACGGGUUUCUUCUGA